Messenger RNA from Phyllotreta striolata, 3720 nucleotides. The record is from the annotation of a GenBank genome assembly. NCBI's taxonomy places the organism in Eukaryota, Metazoa, Arthropoda, Insecta, Coleoptera, Chrysomelidae.
CACUGUCUUGUUUAUGUCAAAAUUCAAUUGUCAAGUGUCAUGUCAAAACGUUAAGUAGGAAUUUGGUUUCGUAUGUGAUUGUAUUCGUUUUAUUUACCAUUUUAAUCGCAUUCGGUGCUUCUAUUUUGUAUUAAAACUAAUCGAUCGUCGUGCAAAGCGCGAUUUCCAUCCAUUUUAAACGCACCUCGAUGGCCAAACAACGUGUGAGGAGCAACAAUGCCAAACUCAAGGCGAUUCGCUCGAAGAACGUGAAGAACGGCGUCGUCAAAGAAGGCGUGAAAACGAGACCGGCGGGAAAAGUGCAAGAUGCCCGGCAGAAAAUCAUACAGAAAAAAAGAACCUCUGUGAACGAUGCUCGAGACGUGCUCUCGAAAAUGGCCAAGACCCAAGACGCCCGGAACAAAAUUAACAAACUGAGGAACGGGCGACCCGACGGCGCUUCCACCAACACCAAUGUUAGAUUAGUUGGUAACAACAUAUUGAAGAAAACCGAUCGCAACGGUAAAAUAAGCUUAGUCACCAACAAAGGUAGAAAGAAACUAGAUAUAAACUACGCCAUUCAAAAGCAACUAGGCCUAGUUCCUAACAAUCGACCCUCGCCCAAGAAAGUCGCCGCUAAAAGAAACGCUGCUGUAAAUACCUCGAGAUCUCCCCCCGUCGUAAGAAAAGUUCUUGAGCAAGAUAUCGAAGAGUCCGCUGAGGCACGAAGGUCUUUUAAUCCCACCGUUUACAAAUGGGUACGACCGGAAUUAAGAGAUAAUUCUGCUUCGCAAAUGAUUAAUUCAUUGGAAGCUACUAGGCAAGUUAUGAGGGAGGCCCUGAGAGAAGAACUGAGCAGCGGAUGGCCAACUUUUGCAUCACACAAUUCGUAUCAGAAAAUGGCAGGCAUCUACGAAAAAGGCCCACUAAGGACCCCACAAUCCAUAAGGAAUUCGUCUCGCCUUCAGCCAUCUUAUGUAGAUUUAGAUGAUGUCAUGGAUGAGGAAAUGCCGAUGGCUCCGACUUCACCGCAAAUUAUCCUAAAAGGAACAUCCAGAGUGACGAACGUUCACUCGAGAUUGGACGAUUCCGGAACAGGGGAUUCGCAUGGAAUUUUCGCGCAGAAAACUAAAGUUCUAGUACCCGCUGGUCACAGAAUCGUCGUGUCGAAUUUACAGCAGACCGUAACUCAAGAUGACAUCAAGGAGUUGUUUGAAGAUAUCGGCCAAUUGUUAGUUGCUAAAUUGGUGCGUCCUGGUGUUGCUGAGGUCAUUUACAAGAACUUGAAGGAUGCCCAGAAAGCAGUGGAUACUUACCACAAUAGGCAAUUAGACGGGCAACCGAUGAAAUGUCUUUUAGUUAACAAGAGACCCCUGAAUUAUCCUACAGGACCCGCACUUAUGAAAUCCGAAUCUUUAAGUGUAGCGCCUAGACAAAAGCCAGUCGUACCGCCGUGUUCGCCUGAGGAUUCUUUGGUACCGGACGUUCGCACUAUACAUAAAGUUCUUUUCCAUCGGAAGUAAUGUCUCGAAGAAUCUAGGAAUGUUCGUAGUUUUUAUUUAACGAAUAGGCAAUUUAAGGAUGUCUCCAUGACGAAUCCACUUGUAAUUCCUUUUUUUUUUUAACUGUAUUGAUUCUGAUUAAUUGCGUGUUUUUCUAUUUCUCUGUAAAUUUUAAUUUAAAUGAGUAAGUUUUUUUAUGUCUUGCAUACACCGUUUGAGUUUAGUUAUGAACCCUCUCAGAGGUUUCUAUUUUUAUGAUUAUAAAAUAGCCUUAUGUAAUCCGCAUUUGUGUAUAAUUACGGUUUAUUUUGGUUAAUAAACAAAUCCGUUUAAAAACCAUCCAAGUUUUUGUUUGUAGAUUCACAAUUUAUUUAUUAGUUCAAAUGAAUAAGUCGAUGGCUAUGUUAGAAAACGAUAUAAUUUGACUUUUAUUUCACUCUAACAUAAUCACAAUUGUAUAAUUUAUACAUCCACAUACAAGUUUAGAUGAUUCUCCAAUUUGUAUACAUAAGACAUUAUACAUAACGCCCUAAGAAAAGUUUAAGGAAAUAAAUAAUGUGUGAUUUCAAUGAUUUAUCUUUUGUGAUACAAAUUGCGAAUUGUAAACUUGUCGAUACAGAAGUAUUUGAAAAUUUUUGAUACUAAAAAAACCAUUAACACAUUUUAGUUAUUAUAACUACGUAGUGUUCCUACAAAAUGUAAUUUUUGAACGAACUUAAAAUUAAGUUGUUACUCUUGGAACACAUUAUACAAUUAAUACAUACAUAAGUAGUUUUAUAGCUAAAACGUUGGCACAAUCGAAAUACAUUUUUUUUAAUACAGAAAAAUUGGAUAAAAUCGAUUUCAUCGUCGAAGCAAUGUUUGCUGCAUAAUUUCCACCUAAUUUAAUCGAAAAGUAUUGAAUUUUGAAUCCUUUAUAUACAUUAAUACUAAUAAAUAUUACCAUUGUAUGUAUAAACUUUCAUUUCCACAUAUCUUACGUAUUUUACAAUAAUCUCAAUCGUAAUCAGUUGCAAACAAAAAACAUACAAACGUGGCAUUUAAAAAUUCCUCAUCCUCAGUAAAAAAAAAUUACUUCCUUCUCUGCCUAAACAUCUCCCGUUCGCGCUUCUUCGAAUCCGCGUUCCUCAACACCUCCGCGUAGGAGAGAUCCAAUUUCUUCAGCUUGUUCAAGUCCUGCGAGGCGGUGCUCGGCUUGAACUCGUACUUCACGCUGCCCUGGCUGGGCGUCGGCGAGGCCAAGUUCCUAUUCGAGUAGAAUUGCAGCGUGUUGCCGUUCCAGCACGACGCCGGAUCGACCGCCUCCUGGCUCCUGUUGCCCGACUUCUCCCUGCGGCGCCUCCCCGAGUUCGGCCUGCUCGAGUGGUAGAUCUUCGGGCUGCCGAUGAUGUGCGUCACCGGCGAGUCCGAUCGCUCCACGUACUUGUUCUUGCGCUUGGACGACGAUCGCUUCCUGGACUCGCUGCCCAUGUAGUCCAGGGGCGGCUUGACGAGCGGCCGCAGGAGCCUCUGCUCGCCGGAGCGCUGCGCGUCGGGGAUCGGCUGGUUCUGGGACUGUAUGAUGUUCUCGAUGAUGGUGGUGGGCUCGUUUUGGGACGUGGAUAGUUCGGACAUGGUGGAGGACACGACGCUCUGGCUGUCGUCGUCUGGAAAGUCGGGGAGCUGGUCGUUGGAUGGCGUCACGGGGGGAACUUUGGGGGUUAGUUUGAUCGGCGCGUAAUCGUCGAGGAGGGGUAGAUUGUCUUCCUCCUCUUUGUUUUCGGCGGCUUUUUUGAGGACGUUGAAGAUCUCUUUGAAGAGGUCGCGGUACUCCGGCCUGUCUCUGAACCUGGAUUCGAUCGGGCCGCCGUCGUCGUAGAUGCUGAACUUGCAGUCGUCGCCGUCGGCGAUGGUGCACAGGAAGGCGCCCACCCGCCCUUCGGUUUGCGUGGCUUUGUUGCUGGUUUCCUCCUGGAAGCCGGACGAGCUGGUCUCCGCCUCGGAGAAGUCCGUCGGGGUGGAGAACGUUUUCCUCGUCUUCUUGUGCUGGAGGCUGUCGCCGUGGCCGCUCUCCUCGUCGGUGUCCUUGGUGCUGGUGCUGGUGAAUUCGCCGGAGAUUUGCAUGUCUUCGUGUCGAGUCAGCGGCGUCGUUUUCGCGGAUUUGCUGUGGAUUUCGACGAGCGCCUCGUAUUUUUCGACCAGCUUUUUGUAAGGGUUAUUCUUUUUGGUUUGCGUCUGCGUCGAUUGGGGGUACGCCUAA